Messenger RNA from Debaryomyces hansenii CBS767, 624 nucleotides. It is a transcript of the gene SEC4, whose product is annotated as Rab family GTPase. Gene Ontology annotation, biological process: regulation of exocytosis; protein secretion; protein localization to plasma membrane. The record is from RefSeq and is a predicted model, not a curated record. Gene Ontology annotation, cellular component: plasma membrane; endosome. NCBI's taxonomy places the organism in Eukaryota, Fungi, Ascomycota, Pichiomycetes, Serinales, Debaryomycetaceae. The coding region runs from base 1 to 624 and encodes 207 amino acids. Gene Ontology annotation, molecular function: GTPase activity; GTP binding. The transcript has a single exon.
AUGAGUGGUAGAGCCCCAUCUAGAUCAUACGAUAUGAUCAUGAAAUUAUUGUUAGUCGGAGAUUCAGGCGUUGGAAAAUCGUGUUUAUUAUUAAGAUUUGUUGAAGAUAAGUUCAAUCCAUCGUUCAUUACCACCAUCGGGAUUGAUUUCAAAAUCAGAACCAUCGAAAGUAAUGGUAAAAAAAUCAAGUUACAAGUUUGGGAUACUGCAGGUCAAGAGCGUUUUAGAACCAUUACAACAGCAUACUACAGAGGUGCCAUGGGUAUUGUAUUAAUCUAUGAUGUUACUGACUCCAGGACUUUUGAAAAUGUUGAAAAUUGGUACCUGACUGUGACUCAACAUGCCAAUGAAGAUGCCCAAAUCUUUUUAGUUGGUAAUAAGUGUGAUGAUGAAGAGAAUAGACAAGUUUCAAAGGAACAGGGCCAAGAAUUAGCAUCAAAAUUGAACAUUCCAUUUUUAGAAGCUAGUGCUAAGAGCAAUGAAAAUGUUGAUCCUAUUUUCUACGAGUUAGCAGGAAUCAUCCAAGAAAAACACGUCAACACGGAAGGAGCACAAACUGCUUCAUCUGCCGGCGGAGUUGACGUUUCACAAACCCCCAAUACAUUCAAAUCUAACUGCUGUUAA